GUCAAUUCUUUAUUUCAGAGUGAAAAAUAGGAUCUGAGACUGCUGAUAAUUUUUACCUUCGAUAUCCUUCGAUUAAAAAAUCUUUUGAGCGUGCUUUAUAAUUGCGCAGUAAAGUAUAAGCAAAAUAAAUUAAUUAACUUUGUGCAAAGAUUUCGGAAUAAAUAUUGUCAAAACCAUUAAGAUUUUCGUACUCCAGUCUGUGAUUGUGUUGUAAACAUGUCAGUUGUUGGUCAAUGAUAAGUGAACUGGUGAUAUUUCCAAGUCCAAAGUGCGCGUAGUACAUUUUGUAUUAAAGAUUUUGUGACUAUCGCAAUGUCUAUAGAGGAGAAAUUCAAUGCUGCUGUUAACGUUAUCAGGAGCCUUCCAAAAAGUGGUUCAUAUCAGCCCAGCAAUGAACUGAUGCUGAGGUUCUACAGUUACUACAAACAGGCGACAGAAGGGCCUUGUGAUAAACCCAAGCCAGGCUUCUGGGACGUAGUAAAUCGAGCAAAGUGGGAGUCAUGGAACAAACUAGGCAAUAUGACGAAAGACGAAGCGAUGUUAGCAUAUGUUGACGAAUUACACAGGAUCGUCGAGACAAUGUCGUAUAGUUCCGACGUGGCGUCUUUCCUGUCACUGGAAGACGAUGACCAGGGCUGUCUCGGCAAUGACCUGGAGUUGGUCGCAGGCGAUGUGCUGGCCCGCGUGCGUUCCGAACACAAUACACCAAUAGGAUCUCGGUCAGUGAGCGGGGCGUCGUCGCCGGUGCGCAGCGCCUCGCCGCCGCGGAACCGACACGACUCCGACGACGAGUUUAUAGACACUGUUGAUAGCGAUCCCGAGACGCAGCCGCCGGCUCCCGAGCCACGACUCAGUAAUGGACACGCACAUCAGAUCACAUCACAACUCACACAUUUGAAAGUACUGGAGCAGUUGCCGGGCGCGCUGGCCCGCCUCGAGGCCGACGUGGCUGCGCUCAGGAAAGCUGUGGAAGGAGACCGUCGUCUGCUAAAUCAAGUGUCCCGGUGCGGCGGGUGCGGCGCGGGCUGGCGCUGGCCGUGGCAGGAGCUGAGCCCGCCCACGCUGCUGCUGCUGACGCUGUGGCCCUUCCUCGCCUACCGCCUCGCCGCCCGCCUGCAGCGCAACACGCGCUAACACACUGACACAUUUUGUAAGGAGGUUUGGGGAUAUGUGAUUUAGGAUAAGGCAUUUCGUGUUCGAUGAUUUAAAUUGUGUAAUGGUAACACUCAUUCUACGGAUAUGACGUAUCCGGUACAAUGAAGUGUUCCUGAACUGGCAACACUACUGUUAAUAUUAUUUAAUCUAUAUCGUGUUAUUCUAUAUGUUGUAAUAUUAUGACAUGAUAUAUUUAUGAUGUUUUAUUCUCAAAAAGUGAUAGGUAUAUUUUUUUUAAAUUUUGGAAUCUUUUUUGACAUUUAAUACCUUCUAAAUUGGAAUGAUGUUUGACUGUCUUACUGUAUGGCAUAUGAACCGGACAUUGAUGAAAUAAUAUGAUUUUUUUAGAUACUGUCUCAUUUCUUUGUAUUUUAAGUACAUUAUCAAGGAACUAGUCUAAUACAGGCCUGACAAUUUCAUAUGAAAAGACAUGAUAGUAGAAAAUUUGCAUUUUGUGUAUUUUAUUAUGGGUCUAAAAGUUUACGGGGUUUUGGUUUAUUGUAGAUUGUUAAUAUUAAUACGUAUAAUUUUUGAUUUAUUAUGUGUUUAAUUUCAAAUAUUUGUACCUAAAAAUGUUUAAGAAAUCAGACUUUUGUAAAAACCAUUCCUUUUCGUUAUUUAAGUUUAAUGAGAGAAACUGAUCUGGCAUUAUAAAGGUGAAACUACAGUAUCGCCUCGUUAAUGUUAAGUAUAGACCUACAAGGAUAUCUAACCCGGUGGGAAUAAGUCGAACUAAAUUAUGACAGUUCAAUAACGUCACAAUGUCAAUGUUAGUGUCAGUCUUUGUUGUCACAAGGCCUUUCUCGGUUAUUUACUUUUCAAAGAAGGUUUUACAUAUUUUUUGACAUAACUAACAGAUAGCAUCGCCUCUUACCGAGCUAGAUAAUCCUUAAUCCUUGUUUUAUUAUAUUUUAAAAUCCAUGUACUCUAUUUCGUAUUGUCCCCUUUUGAAAUUCUAACAAAUGUCACCGGGUCAAAUAAAUUUUUCGCACUGCAAAUGAUUUGUGAAAAUUCUGAUUUAAUUUGUAAAAUUAAAUAAACCAAGUGGAUAUUAUGAACAAUUAGUUCCUGCUUUAAAUCAAUAUGGUAUGGAUUUAAGAUUAAAACGUGUUACCUGUUUUUUUUUAUAGUUAAAGAUAUAUUUUCUCAAAUUUUAUUUUCAUUAUAAGUAUAGUUGUUUUAUGUUGGUUAUGUGCGUAAUUUUAUGUGAUAUUUAGA
Messenger RNA from Papilio polytes (common Mormon), 2373 nucleotides. Its product is annotated as acyl-CoA-binding domain-containing protein 5. Lineage: Eukaryota; Metazoa; Arthropoda; Insecta; Lepidoptera; Papilionidae. Gene Ontology annotation, biological process: fatty acid metabolic process. The coding region runs from base 313 to 1134 and encodes 273 amino acids. The record is from RefSeq and is a predicted model, not a curated record. Gene Ontology annotation, molecular function: fatty-acyl-CoA binding. The transcript is spliced from 9 exons.